This is a messenger RNA of Ustilaginoidea virens, 267 nucleotides long. RefSeq lists its product as uncharacterized. Lineage: Eukaryota; Fungi; Ascomycota; Sordariomycetes; Hypocreales; Clavicipitaceae. The coding region runs from base 1 to 267 and encodes 88 amino acids. The record is from RefSeq and is a predicted model, not a curated record. The transcript has 3 exons.
AUGAGACAGGAGUUGCCGCCUCGCCGGGGCGCUGCCCUCCAGCUGCGUGACGAGCUGGCCGUCGUCGAAACGGUCUUGGUGCUGCUCAAGUGGGUUGCCGAAGCCUGCCAGAGCCUGGGGAAAUACCUAGAGAAUAUGCACCGCAAGGUAGUCUUCCUUACUACCCGAUUCGAGACCCUCUUGUCCCUCGUGGAGCAGCUUCAUAGCACCUUGGAAGUCGCCGUCAUGAACACGGAACAGGACCAGGAACCGGAUGGUCACGAGUAA